This is a messenger RNA of Sclerotinia trifoliorum, 2881 nucleotides long. The record is from the annotation of a GenBank genome assembly. NCBI's taxonomy places the organism in Eukaryota, Fungi, Ascomycota, Leotiomycetes, Helotiales, Sclerotiniaceae.
ACAAACAGGAGAAGGAAUUGCGAAAUUCUUUUGGACCUUGAGCGUUUAUGCGGGAGGGUCCUGGUGGUCCCCCACGUUCUGUUCGAGGCCCUGAAAUUUUAUUACUACCAGUAUCUACCGCGUCAGCACGAGCACGAACCGAGCACGAUGUACAAGUUUCAUGUAACAAAAACAUAACGUCGGCCAGUCUUUAUCAUCUUCGUUUUCCACGAAGUCUGGUAGCCAAUCACAAAAUCACGAUACGUUUGGUGCUCUGAGGUUUUGGGAUGACAUGCAUACCCAAGUGUUGACAGAGAACAAGGGUAGGUAGGGCGUCAAAGUAAGAGCAGUAUGAACCAAUACUAACGAUUGGCGCAGGUGUCACAGACAAUUCGAUUGCUUCACCAAGAACCGGAGGAAACAAUGGAGCUUUUGUAGGGCAGUAGAUGGUUGAUAUUCGAGCGCCAGAGCGUCAAACCAAACAUUUCAAAAUAUCCAGCCAAUUGACAACACAACGAUAUAGCAAAGGCGCGUAUCACCUCUCUUAACAUGGAUCUACCAGGCCAAGGGCUACGAAGCUCCACAUUAUCAAUAUAUUCACAACAAUUUUCAUCUCCAUGCAACGAAAUCAUCCAGGACUCCCGGCGUCAUAAUCUACUCUGUGUGUUCUGAAAGGGAGACUUUGAGACUUUAACCUUAGCCUUAAUAUCAUUAAUACCUAGGUAUGUAUGUACCGGUACCUGGGAUGAAGAUAUCGAGUCAUCUCGAAUCUUUAGCCUGCGUCAUUUCGCUUUGUUUCAAUUCAUCAGAUCGGGCUUAUUCAUUGAUUGCAAUGUCCACUUUUAAGAACAGGCCCUCCCUCAUAUGGGGAAAUGACUAAAUGACUUCAGCAUCUCAGAAAUGUUAACGUUGUUUGGAGCCCCCAGUCAUCAAGAAAGUAAAGUACUCUACUCUGUAGGGACUGGAUGCAUGUAUGUAGUGUGGCUUUGCAAAAAUGAACUCGUAGCGCUUUGUUCAAAAGAUUGUCGUCGCCCACGAUAAUACCUUCUUCUUCCUUCUAUUGCGAAAGGCAUACUCUCUCUCAUCAUUCUUUCUGAGAGAAAGUCGAUCUUUGUUUCUUUCUUCCUUUUCUUUUCACUUCCGUGUCGUUGUUACGUCUAGUCACUCAUUAAUUUUCCUCUUCAUUUAAUUCAUUAAUCAUGAUUCAGCGAGUCAUUUCAAUUGCCAUUUUGGCGCUUCCAUUCAUCGGUGAUGUUUCCGCGAUAAACACAUAUACGUUAGUGGAUGAUUAUUGGAUGGAGUAAAUUAUACUGAUAAUAAAAAGUACCUCAGCAACGUCCUCCGCAGCAUGUGUUUCGACUGGUGUCAUCCUUUCUGGUCAGACCGCUUGCCCAGCAUCUUCCAUAGAUGCGUCUUCUACAAUCAGCAACAUUUCUUCAACGUCUUCCGUCGCCGCCAUCAUCCCCACAACAUACCCAGUAGAGGUAUCUUCGGUCUCUGGGGCUUUUACCACAACUACACUUCCAUAUCCCCAUUCCACAUCAACCAUCUAUGGAAUAAACACUCGAAUUGACGAGCUUGGAUUUGUUGUUACCGAAACUGUUAUUCUUUCAACUACUGUAUGCCCUGUCACUGCUACCGAAGGAGAAGCCACUCCAUUGCCAUCCAGCAUAGGUACCGAUUCGGUUACAGCUAUUCAAAGUACUAUUACAAGCACCAUAUCGGCCGCUAGUCCUAUUAUAAGCUCGACUUCUGCUGAAGGAGUUGCCGUCAGCAGUCCGCUUGCUGCCGCUUCUUCAACAUUGAGUCUUGUUGCAAGUCUUUCGGCCAUAACCCCAGUUGCAGGAAAUACUAGCAGUACUGUGGUUAUUCUUCAGACAGCUACCGUUCUACCAGAAGCCUACACAACACAAAUAUCUGAGACCGCAUACCCUUGGAGCACUGUGACUACCGAAGGAACAAGCACUGUGAUCGCUUUUGGCUCAAGCCCAAGUGUCUCUGCUAGUGUAUUUUCUGCCGCAUGCGUACCUUCUGGCGGUGUUCUUUUAUCUGGCCAAACAGCUUGCCCCGGUACACCCGUUAGCUCGACUGAUGCGCUAUCUGGUGAAACCACCGGCACGGUUCCAUCGGCUGCUAUCCCUACUGUAGCAGUUUCCAGCGAGACUGAGGCUGCUGUACCAACUACUACAGCUAUUUCUCCAGCCGUUUCUAGUGUCUCACUCUCCACUGAGACUGCCAGUACAUCAUCUGCUGCAUGUGUAGCUUCUGGUGUCCUCUUAUCCGGUGAAACAGCUUGUCCGGAAACCCCAAUUAAAGCAGUAACCUCCAGUGCCCCUAUUUCCGCUCAACCAUCCACCACAUCUGUAACAGAUACCCCCGUGCAAUCUACUCCAGCCGCCGAAGAUAUUAGCACUUCUUCACCCUCCAGCGCACUCGCACAACCCGUACAGACAACAACCAGCCCAACAAUCCUCACUCCAAGCUACGCCACGACCUCCUUCCUCACAAAACCAACUUCCGCACCCAUCUUCAACUCCACCUCUUUCCCAACCAUCACCCCAAGUAGCGUAUCAUUAACUGGUACCGAUAUCCUUAUCGACACUGCUACUAUUGGUACUACCGAAACCUUCACAUUCGCCUUGCCCAGCAUCUAUACCCCAACCGGAACAAGCGAUUCCAGUGCCGUUACCGCUUAUUCAUUUUCGGAUUCUGGAGUUUCGAAAGUUAGUGCAAGGGGAAGUUGGGGGCUGGCUUUGGGUGUUAUGGCUUUAGUGUUGGUGGUUUAGAUUUUUGAAUCAGUAGUUCUUUGAUCCCUGGGGAUUUGGUGGGCUUGGGGUAAUUUUGAAGGGGGUUUUAUGUGUAAUUUAGUGGAAAGAGGGAGUGUUGUAUGGAUUAUACAGGC